AUGGCCAGCAUGGAUCUGCUCGACCAGAGGGAUGCUACUAUCCCCUACAACGGCACAGGAGAGAAGGGCGCCGAUCCUCUCGAAUUCGACGUCAAUCUCUGGUAUAAUGCAGGCGACAUUGCCUGGGUGGUGACGGCCACCGGUCUCGUUCUCCUCAUGAUUCCUGGAGUCGGUUUCUUCUACUCCGGACUCGCCCGUCGAAAAUCUGCCCUAUCCCUGAUCUGGCUAUCCAUCAUGGCCGUGGGCGUCACCUGCUUCCAGUGGUUCUUCUGGGGAUACUCCCUCACCUUCUCCCACACGGCCGGGCGCUUCAUCGGGGACCUCCGCAACUUCGGCUUCAUGGACGUGCUGGCGCGGCCGUCCGUGGGGUCGGACAGGAUCCCGGACCUUCUGUUCGCCGUCUACCAGGGCAUGUUCAGCGCCAUCACGGUGGCGCUGGCCACCGGGGCCGUGGCCGAGCGGGGUCGGAUGCUGCCCUGCAUCGUCUUCAUGUUCGUCUGGGCCACGGCCGUGUACGACCCGAUCGCGUGCUGGACCUGGAACCCGAGCGGGUGGUCGAACCGGAUGGGCGGGCUCGACUUUGCCGGGGGCACGCCGGUCCACAUCGCCUCCGGCUCCUCGGCCCUGGCCUACUCGAUGAUGCUCGGCAAGCGGAGGGGGCACGGCACCCACGAGCUCAACUACCGGCCCCACAACGUGACGCACAUCGUCGUCGGCACCGUCUUCCUCUGGGUCGGCUGGUUCGGCUUCAACGCCGGGUCGGCGCUGGCCGCCAACCUGAGGGCCGUCAUGGCCGCCGUGGUGACCAACCUGGCCGCCUGCGUCGGCGGCAUCACCUGGUGCGUCCUCGACUACCGCCUCGAGAGGAAGUGGUCGACCGUCGGCUUCUGCUCCGGCGUCGUGGCCGGCCUGGUCUGCAUCACGCCCGGCUCGGGCUUCGUGCCGCCCUGGGCCGCCGUCGUCUUCGGCCUCGUCGGCGCCUCCGUGUCCAACUACGCCACCAAGCUCAAGUUCCUGCUGCGCGUCGACGACGCCCUCGACAUCUUCGCCGUCCACGGCGUCGGCGGCCUCGUCGGCAACGUCCUCACUGCCCUCUUCGCCGCCGACUACGUCGCCGCCCUCGACGGCGUCUCCCGCAUCGACGGCGGCUGGCUCAACCGCCACUGGAUCCAGCUGGCCUACCAGCUGGCCGACUCCUUCACCGGCAUGGCCUACUCCUUCGCCGCCACCUGCCUCAUCCUCUUCCUGCUCAACCUCGUCCCGGGCCUGCGCAUCCGAGCCUCCGAAGACGCCGAGAUCCUCGGCAUGGACGACACCGAGAUCGGCGAGUUCGCCUACGACUACGUCGAGCUGACCAGGGAGGUGCUCAGCGAGGCUGAUCAGCACCAGGAGGUCGCCGCCGGCCCCGCCGCCAGGUACUCGGCCGAUCCGGCCGCGUUCCACAACCAGUUCCACCACCACGAUCAGCAGCAGCAGCAGGUCGAGAAGCAUGGCGUACCGUUAAUGUACGGGCCUGGGCCAUCGCUGACGCAUGGACAGUAA
Messenger RNA from Geosmithia morbida, 1542 nucleotides. Its product is annotated as ammonium transporter, Amt family. The record is from RefSeq and is a predicted model, not a curated record. Gene Ontology annotation, biological process: ammonium transmembrane transport. Gene Ontology annotation, molecular function: ammonium channel activity. Lineage: Eukaryota; Fungi; Ascomycota; Sordariomycetes; Hypocreales; Bionectriaceae. Gene Ontology annotation, cellular component: plasma membrane. The coding region runs from base 1 to 1542 and encodes 513 amino acids. The transcript is spliced from 3 exons.